AUGUCACGCGAAAUUGACAAUGAAUUUCGUCAAAGAACUCUAAGAUUACUUGAAGCUUUCGUUUAUGACUAUCUUAGAAAAUCUGGAUGUAUCGAAACUGCAAGAACUUAUUUUGAAGAGGCUCAAUUAGAUGAUUGGCCGCCACCUUGGUUAGAACAAUUGGUAACAUCACCUAUUUCUCCUGUUGCCGUUCCUCCAAGUGUUACAACUCAACAAUCUCGUGAAGAAAGUUUUGAUUAUAGUGAUCAAACUUGCACUCAUGAGUUGACAGAUGAACUAGGUGGUAGUUUUGAUGAAAAUAUGCAUAAUGAUGGUACUUUUGAAGGUGCUUCCAAUGUUGAUAGCAUUUUAGAUUCGAAAGUCCAAUUAGUUCAAGUAAAAGAAGAAGAUGACGAAAUUUUAAAAAUUAAAACUGAGUGCGUUAAUGAUUCUAUUUUACCAUCUGAAUGUAGUCAUGAGACUAUCAUGAACAGUCAUGUGUCUGGAAGUGAUUACCUUCAAUACGCUGAAAGAUCACCAUCUAUCAUUUCGGCUACAACUACACAUGAAGAACUUCCUGAUUUGCUAUUACCAUUAGAAGGACAGGAUGAUUUUUUGCAAGAUUGGUGGAGUAUUGUUUGGGAGAAUUAUAAGACCAUGUUUGAACGACAAACUGGAAUCAUUCUUCCUACUGAUUUUUAG
Cetraspora pellucida is the source of this 681-nucleotide messenger RNA. Lineage: Eukaryota; Fungi; Glomeromycota; Glomeromycetes; Diversisporales; Gigasporaceae. The record is from the annotation of a GenBank genome assembly.